Messenger RNA from Thecamonas trahens ATCC 50062, 618 nucleotides. RefSeq lists its product as uncharacterized. The record is from RefSeq and is a predicted model, not a curated record. Gene Ontology annotation, molecular function: flavin adenine dinucleotide binding; flavin-dependent sulfhydryl oxidase activity. Bases 1 to 477 code for a protein of 158 amino acids. Gene Ontology annotation, cellular component: mitochondrion. The transcript has 2 exons. NCBI's taxonomy places the organism in Eukaryota, Apusomonadida, Apusomonadidae.
AUGGCGCAGGAAGCAAAGAACGGGCAGCCGUGGGGUGGAGCAGCCAGCGAGGGCGAGGACUGCGGAGUGUGCGACGACAAGAUGGAGGACAUGCUGCGGGGGCCACCGGGGCGGGCGGCGCUGGGGCGGGCGACAUGGACGCUACUGCACACUGCGUCGGUGUACUAUCCGGAGGACCCGUCGGCCGGCGAGCAGGAAGACAUGGCCGCCUUUCUCGCCUCGCUGGCCAAGGUCUAUCCCUGCAAGGUCUGUGCUGAGGAUCUACGCCAGCAGAUCGAGCUCUUCCCGCCGGCGCUUGGCUCGCGCGCCGAGUACGCCCAGUGGAUGUGCGACAUGCACAACCGCAUCAACUACAACCUCGGCAAGCCCGAGUUUGACUGCUCGCGUGUCUUUGAUCGCUGGCGCAAGGCGUCGGCCAAGGCGUCGGCCAAGGCGUCGGCCAAGGCGUCGGCCGCGUCCUCGUCGCCGACAUCGUAGCCAUGCCACUGUGCCACCCGCACCAGACGCAUCGCCUGCGAUCAUCGCGUGCCUGCUCCAGACGUAUCGACUGUGCUCACCUUUGCACCCGACCGAUCUGCUCCAACCCUCAUCGAGUGGAUCCCCGUCAGCCGAGCCACC